UCCCAUUCAGUUUAUAUUUCCUCUUUGAUUCAGUUCAACUCAAGAUCACACGAGCGAAUAAAAGUAACAACAAAACACCGCCAAUUACGUCAAUCAAUCGAAUCAAAGCUUAAGCCAAAAACUCAACUAACAAACUUGAACCAGUGAACUUAAACCUUACAAGUUAAUCCUUGUCUCAACAUUAUUGUUUCAAUACCAACUAAUAUUAUUGUUUCAUAAACUUUCCAAAUCUUGAAAACUGUAAAUUGUGCAAACCAGUGCUUGAACUAUUCACUGCAAAACAACGCACUUCUCACUUCAACUUCUUGUUCCAAAAACUAAAGCUGCAAGAGUAGAGUUGUUUGGAUCACGAAACAACGAAGAAAAGUGUUUACAAUUUUUUCGGUUUCUUGGAACAACGAGAUUUGAUUCUUUUGCUGAUCUAACAGUGCCAAUUGGUUAACUAUGCCAAGCCAUUUACCUUCACUUGGUAGGUUGAGUUCAACUCAUUCGGAAGGGAAAGGAAAUUUUCACAUAAAAAUUGUUGUCCUGGGUUCACCUCGAGUAGGCAAAACGGCCAUUGUCAGUCAAUUUCUUUACUCACAUUUUCCCGAGUCUUACAUUGCCACGGUUGAUCAGCUUCAUCGAGCCGAGUAUGAAGUCAAAGGCUUUGGUCCUUUAAUAUUGGACAUUUUGGACACUUCGGGAUCCCACGAGUUUCCCGUUAUGAAGAAACUUGCCAUUGAAAGUGCAGAUGCCUUUUUACUCGUCUUUUCAUUGACCGAUUCAGAAUCCUUUGAAGAGGUUAGGCGACUUCGUGAUGAAAUUAUUGCAACAAAAAAGUGUAAAGCAGCAGAAGCCAAUGCAGCAACAAUGGCCUCAGUCAAUCCCAAUGCUAGCAACAACACUAGUCCAAGUUUCACUCAACCUCACGUCGGCCCCAACUUGACCAACCUUGUGAACAACAGACUUUGCCAUGAAAGUUACAACUCUUGUUUAAUCCCUCAAAACAGAGGUCGUCAUCAUAGUAUCAACCCGAUAAUCAACAAUAACAAUUAUUCUCACAAUAACGAUAGACUAGAUAAUAUUUACUUCAACCAUGGAAGCUAUUUACCAGGAAUCAAUGAAAAGGUCAAAAAUUCGUCUUUUAACUCUGGCACUUUGGAUCGAUUGCAAACCUAUGGUUACCGUUAUGAAGAUGAGGAAAACUCUUUGCAUGAGUCAAGUUUUCUCGAGUCAGUUAAACUACCGCCUAUUGUGGUUGCUGCAAACAAAUGUGAUCUCGAUUCAAUGAGAGUCAUCAAGAGAGAGUUGACUGAAACCAUUGUCACCAUUGACUGGGAAAAUGGUUACGUUGAAUCAUCGGCUAAAGAUGACUUUAACAUUAACACAAUAUUUCAACAGCUAAUGGUUCAAAUAGGUGUGCCUUACAAGAUUGGCUCAGUUAUUGGUAACCCAAAGAUUAGACGGAAAUCGCUUCCCGCUUAUCCAACAAGUCCAGCUCUUCGUGAUAAAGUAACACCUAAACGAAACAGUUGUGCCGUCUCAUAGCUCUAACUGAAGGGUAACAACCCAGUCGAACCCAGUCACUUGUUGGAUGCACAACCUUUGAAAGUCAAAUCAGGAUAAGGAAGCAAUUGAAACGAAAAUCGAACGAAACAAAAUUACGAAAACGAAUACAAUUUUUUCUCCAUUUUUUCCUUUCCUCCAAACACUCUUUGAUUCAAUCUAUUUAAACACAUUUUAAUCAAUCGAAAGUUGAGUUUGAAGAAUCCAAAAAUUAUCCAAAAUUGAACUUUUUUAUCCUGUAAAUCAGUUGUAAUCUUGAAAUUUUGAAAAUUGUAUUUGAAUGAAAAGUUGAG
Molecule: messenger RNA, 1841 nt
Organism: Tetranychus urticae (two-spotted spider mite)
Lineage: Eukaryota; Metazoa; Arthropoda; Arachnida; Trombidiformes; Tetranychidae
Molecular function (GO): GTP binding; GTPase activity
Source: RefSeq, a predicted model, not a curated record